Messenger RNA from Cavenderia fasciculata, 1896 nucleotides. RefSeq names its product DEAD/DEAH box helicase (gene ddx41). The record is from RefSeq and is a predicted model, not a curated record. Gene Ontology annotation, molecular function: ATP binding; RNA binding; RNA helicase activity. Gene Ontology annotation, biological process: mRNA splicing, via spliceosome. Gene Ontology annotation, cellular component: spliceosomal complex. Bases 1 to 1896 code for a protein of 631 amino acids. NCBI's taxonomy places the organism in Eukaryota, Evosea, Eumycetozoa, Acytosteliales, Cavenderiaceae. The transcript has 2 exons.
AUGGAUAGUAAAAGAGAUUAUAAUCAUAAUAAUGAAGAUAAUAAUAAUCAUCAUGACGAUGAUGAUCAAGUAGAGAAAUGGGUACCAUUAAAAGAAAGAAAAGCAAAGAAACUCAAACAAUAUAGUGAAACGAUAAAGUCGUCUCUUCCACAAUCAGAUCAUCAUGAUAGUAGCAAGAUAAAGAAAGAUAUAUCAGAUGAAAAGAAGGAUGGACAAGAGUCAUCAGAAGGUGACAAGAACAAGUAUAAGAGUUUGAUUGAACAGAAAUUAGAAAUACUCAAACAACAAGAACAAAUGCAAAAAGAAGGAAAGGGAUUCAACGAAGAGGAAGAAAGAAUUAAAAGAGAAGAGGAAGAGAUUUUAAAGAGUAUAAAGUCAUUUGUACCAUUGGUAUCGGUUAAAGACCGUGCCAAAGAUGUGGUGUACAAAGAUUCGAUCAAGACUGAUUGGCGACCACCUCGCUACGUAUUGGAUCGUGGUGAGAGUACACACGGAGAUCUUAGACAAGCACUACAUAUACACGUUGCAGGUGAGGAAGUGCCACCACCACUCACAUCGUUUGCAGAGAUGAAGUUGCCACGUGAAAUCAUCCGGUAUCUCAAGGAAGCAAAGGGUAUCAAGAAACCUACACCCAUUCAAAUUCAAGGUCUACCCGUAGCAUUGAGUGGACGUGAUAUGAUUGGUAUUGCAUUUACUGGGAGUGGCAAGACACUUGUAUUUGCACUGCCAAUGGUGUUGUUGGCAAUGGACGCUGAAAAGAGACUGCCUAUCGAGGCGGGUGAAGGUCCCUUUGGACUGAUCAUCUGUCCAUCACGUGAACUUGCUCGACAGACAUACGAUUUGGUCAACGCACUAUCAGACGCCAUAAAAAAGGAGCGUGGAUUCGAGUUGCGUACAUUGUUGGCAAUUGGUGGUAUCGAUAUGGGCGAGCAAGAGCAUCUCUUUAAACGUGGUAUUCACAUGAUUGUCGCUACGCCCGGACGUCUGAUCGACCUCCUCAACAAGCGUCGUGUCAGUCUAGCCUAUUGUAAAUAUUUGGGGCUUGAUGAAGCCGAUCGUCUCAUUGAUCUUGGAUUCGAAGACGAUAUCCGUACGGUCAUGGACUAUUUCCAAGGACAGAGACAAACACUACUCUUCUCUGCCACCAUGCCCAAGAAAAUUCAAACUUUUGCUCGUAGUGCCUUGGUACGUCCCGUCGAAGUCAAUGUCGGACGUGCAGGUGCUGCCAAUCUCGAUGUCAUUCAAGAAGUGGAAUAUGUAAAACAAGAAUCUAAAAUUGUUUAUUUAUUAGAAUGUUUACAAAAAACUGCUCCUCCUGUAUUAAUAUUUUGUGAGAAUAAAAAGGAUGUAGAUGAUAUUCAUGAAUAUUUAUUAUUAAAACAAGUUGAAGCUGUUGCAGUACAUGGAGACAAAUCACAAGAGGAACGUGAUACAGCGAUUAAAGCAUUUAAAGAUGGUAAAAAAGAUGUGUUGGUGGCUACCGAUGUGGCUAGUAAGGGUUUGGAUUUCCCAGACAUUCAACAUGUCAUUAAUUUCGAUAUGCCAAAGGAAAUUGAAAAUUAUAUUCAUCGUAUUGGUAGAACUGGUAGAUGUGGAAAGACUGGUGUCGCAACAACCUUUAUCAACAAAAAUCAAAGUGAAUCUGUAUUGUUGGAUCUCAAACAUUUGUUAAUCGAGUCGAAACAAAAGGUUCCACAAGUACUACUCGAAAUUCAAGAUGACUCUUCUUCCUAUCUCAUGACUGGUGGUGUUGCAGAAGAAGAAGAUCAAUCAUUAUCAUGUGACUAUUGUGAUGGUCGUGGUCAUCGUCUCAUUAAUUGUCCAAAACUUAAACAACAACAACAAAAACAACAAGGUUCUAAAAGAGAUUUUAUGGGUGGAGAUGGUGGUUAUUAA